AUGGACGACGACGACAAGCUGUCGUACCAGUGCCCCGAUCACCAAGCGCUACUCCAAGCUCAGCAGCCCUUCGCUGAGAUCCUAUCCGACACCACCACCACCACCAAUACCAACGUAGCGACCAGCACCUUCACCGUCUCGCCCAUCUUCCCCAAUAAUGCCGUGUCCGCGUUCGGAACCGCUACCUGGCCCUAUGACCCAGUCGAGCUCUCCCUACAUCUCCUUUCUAGGACUCCGUACCACGUCCCCGACAACGUCAGAAGAACCGGACGCGAUGGCCUCACCCUAACCACGGGUGAUCAUGGUCGUGCCAACACCACCUUCUUGGCCGAGCAAGAUAACAACUACACCACCAGCGUGGGACAAUUCCGACGACAGAACGCAGACAAGGCAACCAUGGACAUGCUCAACCAGGCAUUCCGCAAGGGUAUGGAAGAGGCCAACAAGUUCUUGCCCACCACCAACAUGCUCCCCAUCCACUCAGAGGCCAUCUCUGGGUCGUCUAGGGAGCACCUGUCUAGAGACAGACACAGGAUUGCCGAUGGACAAGUGAAGGAGAAGGGGAUUGUUGAUGGGAUCACGUCAUCAUCAAUGUUACAAGAAAGUGGUAGCGAUAGCAUAGCCUGUCGAGAUGGACAGAAAAUGGCGGACUUGAGCAUUAUUGCCGUGAUAGCACCAGAGUCAGAUCAAACCAGGGAAAAGAUAGACAAAUUUGUUUUGAUCAAGUACCAGUCAUUACUCGACAAGAUGAUCGCCGUGGACAUGGAGGCUGAGAAGAAUGCCAACAAGGGCAAAAGGAAGUCCGUAGCGGUCACGAGCAAUGAGCCUGCCGUCGACUUGCGCGCCCUGCUCAUGCAAUGUGCUCAUGCCGUGGCCACAGGAAACCGUCUUGGUGCCACCGAGCUGCUUUACAAGAUCAAGCAACAUUCCUCGCCAAUGGGAGAUGCCACACAAAGGUUGGCACAUUGUUAUGCUCAGGCGCUAGAAGCACGUUUGGAUGGCAUGGGAAGCCAGUUGUACAAUUCACUCAUGGUGAAGCAGCUCACCUCAGCUAAUGAGUUCCUCUUCCUCAAGGCCUAUCAGCUCUGCGUGCCAGCUUCUUGUUUCAAAAUGAUGGCGUUCAUGUUCUCCAACCUAACCAUCCUGAAGGCUGUCGCCGGUAGGGCUAGGAGAAAAAAGGUGCACAUUGUGGAUUAUGGUGAGCAUUAUGGGUUCCAGUGGCCGACCCUGCUUGGCAAUUGGGCAACUUUGCAGGAAGAAGGACGACCACUGGAGGUGAGAAUCACCUGCAUUGUCCUUCCUAAAACCGGGUUCCGUCCGGGAGCUCGAAUUGAGGAGACUGGACGCCGACUCAACAACUUUGCCCGUCGGCGUGGCAUCCCGUUCAAGUUCCGCAGCAUCGUGGCAAAGUGGGAGACGGUAUGUGCUGAUGACCUCAACAUUGAACCUGAUGAGGUACUAAUUGUCAAUGGCCUAGCUGAUUUUGGGAGGCUGAUGGAUGAGAGCGUCCACAACAUAGAUAGCCCAAGCCCUAGGGACAUGGUCCUCAAGAAUAUUCAAAAGAUGCGUCCUGAUGUGUUCAUCCUUUUUAUCGAGAACAGCUCCUACAACACACCCUUCUUCUUAACACGCUUCCGGGAGGCACUGUUCUAUCACUCUGCAGUGUUUGACAUGAUGGAUGCAGUGGCGCCACGGGACAACAACGAUCGCAUAUUGUUUGAGCAGAACCUCCUUGGACGACAUGCUUUUAAUGUCAUCGCCUGUGAGGGCUGGGAUAGAGUGGAGCGGCCCGAGACAUAUAAGCAAUGGCAAGUACGAAACAACCGGGCGGGCCUGAGGCAGCUGCCGUUGGACGCUGAUAUAGUUAAGGCUGUGAGUAACAAGGUCCGCGAGAACUACUCUAGGGAGUUUGUCGUCAAUGUAGAUGAGCAAUGGCUCCUACAAGGCUGGAAGGGACGCCUACUUUAUGCCAUGUCAACAUGGGUUGCAAAUGAUGGUAUCUCAAGUCUUGGCUAG
Molecule: messenger RNA, 2016 nt
Organism: Miscanthus lutarioriparius
Lineage: Eukaryota; Viridiplantae; Streptophyta; Magnoliopsida; Poales; Poaceae
Source: the annotation of a GenBank genome assembly